CAUACCUUACUCUGCGGCCGAGUUCCGUCGCUAUUGGCAACCACAGCGGCUCCGGGCACUACGGCUAGUGUACGGUAACGCGAAGCGGCGCCCGCACGCCAUGCGCACGCGCUCCUGACCCAGUGACGUGCACCAUGAAAGUGAUUAUUGUGGCAUUACUACUGGCUCUGCCUUUCUCUCGCUCUCAGGAUGAAUCCUUCGCGAGCUCUUUCCUGUCAGGGCUCCUGGACACGCUGGACACCCAGGUGGACGCGAAGAACUGUCCCGGGGUGUGCAUGCACGCGCUGACGUCGCUCAUCUGCUCCAACGUGCUGGAGGAGGUGGAGUGCCCGAAGCCGUCCAUGAAAUGCUGUAUUGAUGAACCGCUAGGCAACGACACAAUGGUGACCACCAGACGACCGUUCACCACCCGGUACACCACCACGGAGAACUACGACGACGAGGACCCCACAACCAGACAAACAGACAAAUAUAAAGACAGUGGUAACAUAGCCUGCCCAGGCGUUUGCGUAGAGUCCCGAUUAACGCAGUACUGUGAAGCCUACCUGACUUCGGGUGGACUGUGCGUAUCCGGUAGGCUUUGCUGUGUCUCCAAGGAUGGGUAUGGGGACCGUAGACCAUCAGACCUGGUGGUGCCUAAUGAGAAGAAGCAUUCAACUAAACGGCCUACUACUGCGCUCACAACAACACAAGCACCCAGAAGGCCAGGUCGCAAGUGCCGUGGAGACUGUAUAAGCGGUCUGUUCGCGUUGCUAUGCGACCAUGUGGAUGAAGAUGCAGUCUGUCCGUCAGAAGGCACGUGCUGUCUCACGGAUGGUGGCGAUACUACAACCAGGCGACCCACUACAAGUACCACACCGAGGCCUACUACUCCGGCUCCUCUCCCCCGUUGCCCUGGUUACUGCCUGCUGAACAUAAUGGCUGCCUUCUGUGAGCGACCCGCCGUGCUCCUGUCACACACCAACUGUAAGCUUAGUGGCUCCAUCUGCUGUGAUAAUACUAGGCUACCACCGCGCACAACGCCCCGGACCACCACGACCACUACGACCACGACGCCCGCGCCUGUGGACCCGCGGCCUGACUGCCCUGGCUCAUGCAUCGUGUCCUUGCUGUCUUUCACUUGUUUCCGCAACGCAGAAAUGACAGACGUGUUCAAAUGCAAAAAGGCGGGAACGCAGUGUUGCGCGCCAAAAUCGAAAGUUCUAGAAGCGAUGGGUAUCAACAGGAACGACUCGUUCCCGCUCGCGGUCACUCACCCGCCGCACACAUACGUGACCCCGUAUACGUACACGCCCGCUCCGACUUACACACCACCACAUACAACGCCUAUGCCAUACGAACCGAAUUACGCGACGUCAUUACGAGCGCCCGAAAAAUACAACAAAUACGUCUGUGGAGUUAAAGGCACAUCAUCCCGCGCGGGCCGCGUGAUGGGCGGCGAGGACGGCGAGCGCGGUGAAUGGUGCUGGCAGACAGCGCUGAUCAACAGCUUGAACCAGUACAUCUGUGGAGCCGCGCUGGUUGGCACGCAGUGGGUGCUUACGGCUGCCCAUUGUGUUACCAACAUCGUCCGCUCCGGCGACGCCAUGUACGUCCGCGUGGGCGACCACGACCUGACGCGCAAGUACGGCUCGCCCGGCGCGCAGACCCUCCGCGUGGCCACCACAUACAUCCACCACAACCACAAUAGCCAGACCCUUGAUAACGAUAUCGCGCUGCUGAAGCUGCAUGGGAAAGCGGAGCUCAAGGAAGGUGUAUGCCUGGUGUGCUUGCCGGCUCGCGGAGUGAGCCACGCCGCGGGAAAACGUUGUACUGUCACCGGAUACGGUUACAUGGGAGAAAGCGGUCCCAUACCGCUUCGAGUCCGAGAAGCCGAGUUACCCAUAGUGAGUGACGCGGAAUGCAUUCGAAAAGUGAACGCAGUGACCGAAAAGAUAUUCAUUCUUCCCGCCAGUUCGUUCUGCGCGGGAGGUGAGGAAGGAAAUGACGCGUGCCAGGGAGACGGAGGCGGCCCUCUAGUAUGUCAAGACGAUGGUUUUUACGAAUUAGUAGGUCUCGUAUCAUGGGGCUUCGGUUGUGGACGAAAAGACGUGCCAGGAGUUUACGUUAAGGUGUCCUCGUUUAUUGGCUGGAUCAAUCAAAUCAUAUCCGUUAAUAAUCUGUAAUCUAUGAAAUAUGUCAUCUGUACCUCCCGUACCAUAAAGAAUUGCGCGCGAAACUAAAAUUUUAGUUUAAGCAAAAGAAAAAAUCAAUUUUAUUUGUAGAUAUGGUACCUACUUACGUAUUAUUUCGUUCGGUUUAUUUUUUAAGUGGUAUCUUUUACAUGAUAAAAUAAAUCUGUGUCGGUAAAAUCAUGAUGUGUGAACUCUUACAGGUAAAUAGUUUUUUUUGCAAUUCAUGACCAAUUCAAAUCCCAGCUUUCGACCAAUUAUUUACUUCAUAAUCGAUUAUAUUUUAAUCUAAACCUUAAUUUUAUUUAUCAUUGCAUUUAAUUUGGAACGGAACUACACAAAAAUUCGUAUGAUAGUAACCAGUGUGCAUUUAUAUUUUUCAUUGCCUUAAAUAUUACGUUAAAGGUGCUAUAAUAUGUUAUUGUUAAUAGGAAUCUGAAUCUUUUAAAUUGUUUACUUUUUUUAAUCAAUAAU
This is a messenger RNA of Colias croceus (clouded yellow), 2645 nucleotides long. It is a transcript of the gene mas, whose product is annotated as protein masquerade. Bases 135 to 2165 code for a protein of 676 amino acids. Gene Ontology annotation, molecular function: serine-type endopeptidase activity. Gene Ontology annotation, biological process: proteolysis. The transcript has 14 exons. NCBI's taxonomy places the organism in Eukaryota, Metazoa, Arthropoda, Insecta, Lepidoptera, Pieridae. The record is from RefSeq and is a predicted model, not a curated record.